AUGUCGAUAAAAUGGAUCGACGCUACAGACGCGGAGGGUUCACUGAGAACGGGCUUUCGUAUCUCCUUGAGAAACGCUCACGGCUGGAGGGACUUCGUCUUGAUUGCUCUCGAGCAUCUCGUGAUUGAAAUGAACGGCCUGGAUGAACUGCCUCACAACUUCGGCAAUCUGAGGCUGCUCAAAUCGCUCCAUCUGAUCGGCUGCCAGUGUCUCUUUUCCAUUCCCGAUUCUUUCGGGCAGCUUACCAACUUGACGCAACUUUCCAUCAGUGGCUCCACAAGGCUUCAGCUGCCCGAGUCCAUCUCCAACCUUACAUCACUGCUGACCCUCGAAAUUUCCAACUGCCAAGACCUUUUACCGCUGCCCGAGAGGUUCGGGAACCUGCCAGCGCUUGAAACCCUACGUCCGGAGAAUGUGUGGGGGAUCACAAAUCUGCCCGCGAGUCUCGGGCAGCUGACUUCCCUGGCAAAUCUUAUCCUCGCCGGUAUGACACUCCACCAUCUGCCUGACGGCGUCGCUCUCCUCCCACGCCUACGCACGCUCAAGCUACAUGUUAGCAUUGCUGUACAGCUGCAUCCCUCCGUAUACCUUGCCACCACGCUCAAAGAGCUCACAAUCUCAAAGUCUGAAACUCUACAUUCUCUGCCCGAAGAAUUCGGGCAGCUUACUGCCCUCAAGGUCCUGCGCCUAAUUCAGCUUUCGCGGCUCAGCAGCCUGCCCGCGCCGCUUGGCAACCUGACAAGCCUCAAGGAGCUGGAAAUAUCCUUCUGCAGCCUGCUGACGGAGCUUCCAGACUCGCUGACUCUGCUUUCUUCCCUUGAGCUGCUGGUAAUCAGUUACUGCCGCUACUUGACAGUGCUACCACAGGGCAUGGGGGAUGGUCUGUCUAGCCUGCGCAGACUGAUUCUGCUCCAACCCAGGGCUCUCACCCACCUCCCUCCAUCCUUCUCCAACCUCUCCUCCCUCGAAACCCUACAAAUCUGUGGUGCACCCAGCUUACGAGGCGCGCUACCAAGCGAGUUCUCCCACUUGACAAGCCUCAAGGAGCUGUAUCUUUCCUCCCUGCCGCACCUGCCCGCCCUGCCCGCCUCCCUCCCUGCCAUCGCCUGCACUCUCACCAGCCUCGUGGUCAUCAAUUGCGCGCGAAUCGAGGCGCUGCCAGAGGAUAUCGGACGGCUGGGAUCGCUUGAAACAAUCCAUCUCAGCGAUCUGCCCAAUCUGAAGUCGCUCCCUCGGUCACUGUGGCAGGUGCAGCGGUUGAAGUCUCUAACACUGUUUGGCUGCAGCGCGUUGGAGUCGCUGUUUGAGGAUGAGGACACAGGGGUUGCACACACGGGGGAUGCACACCUAGGGGAUGCACUCACAGAAGCUGCCGGGCAUGACCUUGCGGGGAGAAUCACCCACCUCAAGGUAGCCGGUCACACGGGUAGCAGCAGUGCCGCUGGCAGCUGUGGGGGAUCCGAGGAGGGUGACAUGGGUGUGUGGCUUCCAUCCCUCGAGGUCCUUCGGCUUGUGAAUCUUCCCCUGCAGCAGCUCGGUCCAUUGCUGGGCUGCUUCCCAUCGCUAACCACGCUGGAAAUCAGCGGCUUGAAUCGUCUUCGCUUGCUCCCACAUUCCAUCUCUCGCCUCUCUCGCUUGCAGUCACUCACAAUCAGUUCUGCCGACAGCCUGCUUGCUCUGCCAGAGACAAUAGGGAAGCUCUCAGCUCUCACAUCCCUAUACCUUACCGAUGCCAUGACCUUAACUGCUCUGCCCGAGUCAUUCGGGCAGCUGAAGAAGCUUCAAUCUUUUUCUGUUGACAGCAGCCCGGGCCUAACCAGCCUUCCCGAGUCCUUCCCUGAUCUCUGCAGACUGGAGUCGUGUUAUUUGUGCGAGGUCGGAAUUUCGUGCCUUCCAGAUGACUUCUGGAAGCUCUCUGCUUUGAAAGAACUCUCUCUGGUGUCACUGCCCAAGUUCCACAGCCUGCCCGAAACUUUUUCGCAGCUGCCCGGACUGGAGGACUUGGCCCUGCGUGAGUGCAAGCGGCUGGCUCAGUUACCCGCGGGCCUGCAGCAGAUGGGGAAGCUGCUGGCAUGCGUUGUCAGUAGAUGCCCGCUGCUGUCCAGACGCAGGGUUGUGAUCCAUGGUACAGUGAACCUGGACGAGGGAGAGCGUGCAGUGGGUGGCUCGGAAGAAGAUGAUGAAGGGGAAGCGUGGAUGGGGGAGGAUUAG
Messenger RNA from Closterium sp. Yama58-4, 2211 nucleotides. The record is from the annotation of a GenBank genome assembly. Lineage: Eukaryota; Viridiplantae; Streptophyta; Zygnematophyceae; Desmidiales; Closteriaceae.